Pterocles gutturalis (yellow-throated sandgrouse) is the source of this 1122-nucleotide messenger RNA. Its product is annotated as translocating chain-associated membrane protein 1-like. Gene Ontology annotation, biological process: SRP-dependent cotranslational protein targeting to membrane, translocation; protein insertion into ER membrane. The record is from RefSeq and is a predicted model, not a curated record. Lineage: Eukaryota; Metazoa; Chordata; Aves; Pterocliformes; Pteroclidae. Gene Ontology annotation, cellular component: endoplasmic reticulum membrane. The annotation marks the transcript as partial. The transcript is spliced from 5 exons.
GAAGAUAUCUUUCGCCAGAUUGUCUACAUUGGACUUUAUCUCUUUCAUAUUGCUGGAGCCUAUCUCCUGAAUCUGACCCAUCUUGGACUUGUUCUUCUGGUAUUGCAUUACUUCGUUGAAUUUCUUUUCCACAUAUCCCGUCUUUUCUACUUCAGUGAUGAAAGAUACCAGAAAGGGUUUUCACUGUGGGCAGUUCUUUUUGUUUUGGGAAGGCUUCUCACCUUGAUUCUCUCGGUCCUCACUUUUGGCUUUGGACUGGCAAGAGCAGAAGAUCAGCAGCUGAAUUUCAGUACUGGAAACUUUAAUAUCCUGGCUGUUAGAAUCAGUGUACUGGCCUCUAUCUGUAUGACUCAAGCAUUUAUGAUGUGGAAGUUCAUUAAUUUCCAGCUUCGGAGAUGGAGAGAGCAUUCUUCUUCUCAGCCUCAGUCAGUGAAAAAGAAGUUUGUAACAACUAAAGGAAAGACCUCCAGAAAAGAAAGAGAAAAUGGAAUAAAUGGAACAGUGACCUCAAAUGGAGCAGACUCGCCUCGUAGCAGGAAGGAUAAAUCCUCGUAAAACUGGGUUUUAUUAAGUUAAUUGACUAAUGUCCCCAAAGAAUCUGCUUUUUACAUGGAUGGCCCUUCAGCACUAGAGAUGUUAUGGAUUAAAGAAAAUACAAUUCAUGUUUUUUGAUUAUUGCUGUUGUUUUGAGAAACUUUUUUUAAAAGCCAUUUUGACUAAGAAAAAGGUUUAUCUGUCUUCAAAUACGGGGGGGGGGGGAAUAAAACACUUUUUAAAUAACAUUGACACUUUUUUAAACAUUUAUUGUGAUGAAUUAACUUCACUUAAUGAGUAUCACUGUUGCAAUGUAUUAUUUCCUUCCAGUUUUUGUAGUCUUGGUGGUGAUAUAUACUGUUCUACCAACUUCACUUUUCCCAAGUUCUUCAAGAAGUAUUGCAAAAUUGAAGUAAAAACUUAGUAUGCAUUUUCAGAUACUCUGGCUUUUCAGUUCAUUGCCUUGAUUCAAACUUACCGUUCAAAUUGGGAUUCCGAGACCACACCAAUAAAUCUCUUGAUUUUGUGGUUAUUAGCUAAACAAUGUCUGCUCUAAGAACUGCCCCGUAUCAUUAAAAAAACUGAACU